Messenger RNA from Serpula lacrymans var. lacrymans S7.9, 3837 nucleotides. RefSeq lists its product as uncharacterized. The record is from RefSeq and is a predicted model, not a curated record. Gene Ontology annotation, molecular function: protein serine/threonine kinase activity; ATP binding. Gene Ontology annotation, cellular component: cytoplasm. Lineage: Eukaryota; Fungi; Basidiomycota; Agaricomycetes; Boletales; Serpulaceae. Bases 1 to 3837 code for a protein of 1278 amino acids. The transcript has 20 exons. Gene Ontology annotation, biological process: protein phosphorylation.
AUGGCAGCAUCUUCAUCACCUUCUACCAGUUCUGGUAAACGUGCUAGUAGUUCCAAGCUUCUCAAUGACUAUCAACUUGGCGACUCUCUUGGCAAAGGGGCGUUUGGACAAGUCUACCGUGCUCUUAAUUGGGCAACCGGAGAGACUGUUGCGGUGAAGGAGAUACAACUGAGCAACAUUCCGAAAGGCGAACUCGGUCAAAUAAUGGCAAGUUCCGAAAUCGAUCUGCUUAAAAACUUGAAUCACCCGAACAUCGUAAAGUACAAAGGCUUCGUAAAGACUCGGGAAUACCUUUACAUCAUACUCGAGCAAGUAUUCCAAUCUCUUGGAUUUCCAGAAACUUUGGUUGCAGUGUACAUCUCUCAGGUUUUAGAAGGCCUUGUAUAUCUGCACGAUCAGGGUGUCAUCCAUCGAGAUAUCAAAGGGGCGAAUAUCCUCACGAAUAAGGAUGGCUGUGUGAAGCUGGCAGAUUUUGGUGUUGCUAGCUCUACGACGACUGGAGCUGUUAGUGAUGAUGCAGUAGUUGGAAGCCCUUAUUGGAUGGCUCCCGAGGUCAUUGAACAGUCAGGGGCAACAACGGCUUCAGACAUCUGGAGUGUGGGCUGCCUUGUCAUUGAACUCUUAGAGGGCAAGCCGCCAUAUCAUUUUCUCGAUCCCAUGCCAGCCCUUUUCCGCAUCGUGCAGGAUGACUGUCCUCCGAUACCAGAUGGUGCCUCGCCUAUAGUCAAAGACUUCUUACUCCAUUGCUUUCAAAAGGACUGCAAUCUGCGUAUAUCCGCCAAGAAGUUACUCAGACACCCCUGGAUGAUAUCUGCUAGAAAGCAGAUGAGUGGGCCUGCAACCAAACAAGGAAGAACCGCUCAAGGAAGUGAACAAGCAGAUGGCGAAAUCUCAAAAAGACCCCCAAGCAAUUAUAAUUACGACGAGGCUGUCUUGAAGGUUCAGGAAUGGAACGAAGCACUUAAAUCUCCGACUCGCCCUACUAAGCAGCGUGCGCGUCCCUCAUUUUCUGAUGCGCAACCGCCUUCUCCUACGCACGGUUCCAGUGAAAAACCUGGCGUUUCGCUUCUCCAACAUUCAGUCCUUGGUCUACAGCCAUCCACUUCCGCCAACUCUAUUCUCAAGGGCCCUUCUGCUGCUAACGUUAAGGGUUCUGCGCCGCUCGGUCUAGUUGAAAAAAUUCGUGAGCCUCUAGCUUUCGUCCUACAGCCGCCAGAAGAACAAACGGACAACUGGGAUGAUGAUUUCGAAGAGGGUAUUUCAUUCACAAAGUUGCAAGCCCUCGAAAAGACCGCAUUGGAAGAAGAGAAACCCGAAGGUGAAGACAACGCCCAGACCAUCAGACCGAACAGGAGUCCCGCAGGGCCAAGUACUAUACCGCUGGCCAAGGCACCCUCGGCAGAUAUUGUUCCCAUUGUCGAAGACUAUUCCGACCUUGCUACCGAAGAGGACGAACAAUGGCUGCAAGAAAAAGUAGCAGACUUCAAGAUGAAGAACUCAGUUCGUCGUGGCCUGUUUCAUCCAGACGACAUCAAAAUUCUUGGUCUUGCCCCUAGCUCUCCCGGCCCCAUGUCAGCUCCAUUACCUGGUCUUUCCAAGAAGUCUUCUCGGCCUUCCCUCAGUCCAAUUAACCCCUCGGGUGGCCCGUCCAUUGGACCAGCCUCAGCAGUCCGCACUCACUCUCGUUCUUCGUCAUUUGUUGGUUCGGGGUCCAGCGGUUCAGGAUCCUUUGGGCGUUCUGAGGCCAAGCGUAUUGCCAGCCAGCCCGAGUUUGAUAAGUAUGCUGAGGAAGACGAUGAAGAUUAUGACGAUGUUUUCGGCAAGCCUAGUGGUGCCACUAUGGGGCAACCCAUACAAACUUUGCAGUUGAAUACGCGCUUAUCUAAUAAGUCAUGGGUAUGGUUCUAUGUCUUGCUUGUCCUUGGUUCUUUCGUAUUCACAUUUAACGUCGUACAGCUGGGUGACGAGAAUUCAGAUGAGGACGAUCCUUUCGCAGAGAUUGAUGAAGGUUUUGCUGAAGAUGAUCUGGAAGCAAAUCUUCAGCGCGACAAGCAUGCAAGGUUAUCUAACAUGGUCAACCAGCUGAUUGACGAAUUAACACCGUCAGCUCCUGAUUUCCAACUUCGGGAAGCGUGUGAUCAACUCAUCAACAUUAUGACCGAAUCCCCAGAAAUGCAAAUACAAUUGGUAUCGGCUCAUGGUAUGCUUGCUAUUUUAGAAGUGCUGGAGGCAAGGUGUUCUCGAGAUGUAGUGAUGAAAUUGCUUCAUAUCAUCAAUCUACUCGUAACGGCUGAUCUUGGUUUCUUGGAGAGUUUUUGCUUGAUAGGUGGUAUCCCCGUUAUGAUGGGCUUCACCUCGAAGAAGUAUCCCUCAGAAAUUCGGCUAGAAGCCUCCAACUUUAUUCGACUUCUUUGUCACACUUCUGUACUCACUUUGCAAAUGUUCAUCUCGUGUCGAGGCCUCAAAGUUUUGGUGGACCUUCUUGACGAGGACUAUACCGAACAGACCGAUCUCGUAGUGCAUGCCUUGAAUGGCAUUGGCAGCGUGUUCGAGCUUCAGAGCCCCACUACUAAGAAUGAUUUCUGCCGUAUGUUUAUUCGAGAAGGUCUCCUUGAUCCUCUAUCUUCGGCCCUGCUCAAUGUAAUGGGCAACCAGGGUGAAACUGCAGGAGAGAUGAAGUACAAAAUCAUUCAGAUCUUACUCGUCUUUUCUCAAGUCACACAAAGUGACAUUCACGUGCGGAACGCGAUGGGCACUCGUAAAAUUGUUAGACGUUUACUGCGUGCAUGCGAGUUGCUUGAACCAGAAUGUCUGGUUCAGAUGUUGAAAGCGGUCAAGCACCUUUCGAUGAAUGCUACCUUGCUGGAUGUGCUACAAAAUGCCAAUGCAAUCGAGAUCCUAACCAAACUUCUCGACGAGCAAAGUGUAGGACCACAUAGCACGGAAAUAUCGAAUCACAUAUUCCAGACUUGCUACAAUUUAUGUCGCUUGAAUAAGUCAAGACAGGAAGAAGCUGCUCAAGCAGGAAUCAUCCCAUGUCUGAAGCGCGUUAUCGAGACAAGCUCGCCGCUGAAACAAUUUGCUCUGCCAAUUCUUUGUGAUCUCGCAAGUGCUGGAAAGAGCUGCCGGACACUACUCUGGCAGCAUGAUGGUUUAGCUCUGUAUCUGAAACUUUUGGAAGAUCCAUACUUUCAAGUCAGCGCUCUCGAGGCUAUUUUAUCCUGGUUACAAGAUGAGACAGCUAGACUUGAAGACGAACUUUUGAAAAACGAGUCGCUCGAAGCUUUACUCAAAUGUUUCGUCACAGCCAAAGCCAAUUCUUUCGAAAACUUACUCGAUCCUUUGCUGAAAAUCUGUCGUAUUUCCACCAGUGUCACAAUUGGUAUCGCUAAAUCACAGUUUUUCAAACGGGUCAUCGACAGACUUAGCCAUAGUCGCGCUGUCGUGAGGUUGAACCUCCUUCGUAUCCUGCGCACGGUCUGUGACGUGCAUCCUAAUCGGGCCAUACUCGUGGAGCGCUAUGGGUUGCACGAGAUUGUGUUGAGAUUAAGUAAAGACGAUGGGGCGGUACUCGUGCGAGAGUUGGCCAGGGAGAUACUUCCCGCGCUUGCGCCUGCGUUGAAACCUGCAUCUGGAAGGUCUAUGUUACUGAAAGGAGGCGAUACUCCAAAAAGCAUAGCACCUAAAAAGGCCAGAAGAACAGCAUCAGAGACGUCGGUCAUGAGCCCCAGUGUUGGAUUGGAGAGAGGAUUGAGUUCGACGAGACUGGGAGACAAGUCGAGAACCUCGAGGUUGAAGCUGGGCGACAUCGCUUGGCAAUCAGGUAAUCGGAAGUAG